Microthlaspi erraticum is the source of this 1338-nucleotide messenger RNA. The record is from the annotation of a GenBank genome assembly. Lineage: Eukaryota; Viridiplantae; Streptophyta; Magnoliopsida; Brassicales; Brassicaceae.
AUGGCGACGGCGACCUCCAUUGUUUCCGGCAUCAAGCUUUCGGGGAUCGUAACUUCGUUCAACGCCGCAGAUGAUGGCUCGAGUUGCGGAAGAAUCAACAUGAGCGGAGUUCAAUUUUAUCCGGCAUUGAGUCGGCGACGAUUCUCCUCGAUUGGAGCUGUUUCUCCAAUUCUCGGGGCUACCCAAUGUAGCUUUUCGUCUUCCAGUCGAAUCUCAUUCGCUUAUCCUCGGAAUCUCGUUUUGAGCGGUGGGAUCAGUGGUUUCAGUGCACCUGAAGCUCUGCCAAAUGUUUGUGAAAAUGCCAAUCCUUCUACCAUCAAAUCUUUCAACCAGCUGAUUGAAACUUUGAUUGAUCGAGUUGAUCUAUCUGAAUCUGAGGCUGAGUCAUCUCUAGAGUUUUUACUGAACGAGGCAAACGAGGCGCUCAUUAGCGCCUUUCUGGUUCUGCUGAGAGCUAAAGGAGAGACAUACGAAGAAAUUGUGGGGUUGGCUAGGGCAAUGAUGAAGCAUGCCAGGAAUGUGGAAGGACUAGUCGAUGCCGUGGACAUAGUUGGAACAGGUGGUGAUGGAGCAAACACUGUCAAUAUAUCAACUGGAUCUUCAAUACUCGCUGCAGCUUGUGGUGCAAAAGUAGCAAAGCAAGGGAAUCGAUCGAGUUCGUCUGCUUGUGGAAGCGCUGAUGUAUUGGAGGCACUAGGAGUGGUGAUUGACUUGGGACCAGAGGGGAUUAAGAGAUGUGUUGAAGAAUCAGGGAUCGGUUUUAUGAUGGCACCAAUGUAUCAUCCAGCUAUGAAGAUCGUUGGUCCCGUCCGCAAAAAGCUUAAGAUAAAAACUGUUUUCAACGUAUUGGGACCUAUGCUUAACCCUGCCAGCGUGUCUUAUGCUGUCGUUGGUGUAUACCACAAAGAUCUGGUUCUUAAGAUGGCAAAGGCGCUGCAACGGUUUGGUAUGAAAAGAGCAUUGGUGGUUCAUUCAUGUGGCCUAGACGAAAUGAGUCCUCUAGGAGGAGGGCUAGUUUAUGAUUUAACUCCGGAAAAGAUUGAAGAAUUCGCAUUCGACCCAUUGGACUUUGGCAUUCCUCGUUGUACCCUUGAGGAUUUGCGGGGUGGAGGUCCAGACUACAAUGCGGAUGUUCUAAGACGUGUGCUCUCAGGAGAGACUGGGCCAAUAGCAGAUUCACUGAUCCUAAAUGCAGCUGCAGCUCUUCUAGUUAGCAACCGAGUUAAAACUCUAGCUGAAGGAGUAACCUUAGCUCGUGAAGUGCAGUCUUCUGGGAAAGCUAUGAAGACGCUUGAUUCAUGGAUUCACUCCUCUAACUUAGCUCAGAAAACUCAGUGA